AUAGCAUCUUAUAAAGAAAAACAAUCUAAAGAUACUUUGUUGCAUCUUGUGGCACGGUUACCACCUAUGAAUCGUCAACAAGUUGGAUCAGGAGCAGCACUUCAUAUGCAAAAAGAGCUCCUUUGGUUCAAGGCUGUUAAAGAAAUAGUUCCUCGUUCAUACAUCGAAACCAAAAACACUAAGGGCGAACUAGCGCAUGAUAUAUUCACGGAACAACACGAAAACUUACGCAAAGAAGGAGAGAGAUGGAUGAAAGAAACCGCGACAGCAUGUAUGCUCGGAGCAACGCUGAUAGCAACUGUGGUCUUUGCAGCAGCCAUUACUAUACCAGGUGGAAAUGAUGAUUCAGGUGACAAAGCAAAUACGUUGGGCUUCCCAAAUUUUAGAAAGAGAUUAUUGUUCGAUAUAUUUACCUUAUCAGAUUCGGUUGCCCUCUUCUCAUCGAUGAUGUCUAUCGUGAUAUUUUUAUCGAUCUUCACUUCUCGGUACGCAGAAGAGGAUUUUCGUUAUGAUUUACCAACAAAGCUUAUGUUCGGACUUUCGGCAUUGUUUAUCUCGAUCAUCUCUAUGAUUCUUGCCUUCACCUUCUCGAUGAUCUUGAUCCGUGUUGAAAAAGCUUCCUUGAGCUUAGUCCUCAUCUCUUGCCUUGCUUCUCUCACGGCUCUCACGUUUGCUUACUUGUAUUUUCACCUUUGGUUUAACACUCUACGCUCAGUCUAUAUUUCUAUGUUUCUCUUCCUUGGACGUAAAAGAGGUAUCCGUAUCUUCGUCUAAAGAUAUAGAGUCCUCAACGCUCUGAAUUGUACUAUAGAUAUUUGUAUCUUGUGUAUUUGUUUUCUAUUCACUGAA
Molecule: messenger RNA, 849 nt
Organism: Arabidopsis thaliana (thale cress)
Lineage: Eukaryota; Viridiplantae; Streptophyta; Magnoliopsida; Brassicales; Brassicaceae
Product: LOW protein: ankyrin repeat protein
Exons: 2
Coding region: 67-774 (235 amino acids)
Source: RefSeq, marked reviewed